Penicillium pulvis is the source of this 1590-nucleotide messenger RNA. RefSeq names its product cytochrome P450. The transcript is spliced from 7 exons. The record is from RefSeq and is a predicted model, not a curated record. Lineage: Eukaryota; Fungi; Ascomycota; Eurotiomycetes; Eurotiales; Aspergillaceae. Gene Ontology annotation, molecular function: oxidoreductase activity, acting on paired donors, with incorporation or reduction of molecular oxygen; monooxygenase activity; heme binding. Bases 1 to 1590 code for a protein of 529 amino acids.
AUGCUUUUCAUACUGUGGCUAAUCGUAGUCAUAAUUUCUGUGGGCCUUUAUGCUCGAACCACACAGCGAAGUCGGCAAAGUCAGGAUUCGCAUCUUCCUCCCGGUCCCCGACCCAGGCCCAUCAUUGGCAACCUUAGGGAUCUUCCUAACCCCGAUGAGCAGGACUGGCAGCACUGGCUAAAGCACAAGGCACUUUAUGGACCUAUCAGCUCACUUAGUGUGCUGGGUAAGACUAUCAUCAUUCUGAAUGAUGCUCAGUUAGCUUCUCAGCUUCUUGAAAAGCGAUCUGCUAUCCAUUCUUCUCGUCCUCAGCAGAACUUCACUGAAAUGUCGGGCUGGCAAAAUGUACUUGGAGGAUUGAGAAAUCCAGAGCAUGUCAGGAUGACUCGCAAAUAUCUGUAUCAAGAGAUUGGUUCAAAUAACUCCGUCGCUUGUUUCAACAGUGUCCAGAUAACAGAAGUGAGUCGAUUCUUGCUCAGGGUAAUGAAUGAGCCUGAAAAGCUCCAACAGCACAUUCGAAAAGAGGCUGGGGGGAUCGUUCUUAAGAUCGCAUACGGCUACACCAUUGAUCCCCAUUCUCCGGACCCACUUGUCGAUCUAGCCGACAAAGCAAUGGAGGACUUUUCGUCCGCAUUGCUCCCAACGGCAUGGGCGGUUAACUUUAUUCCAAUACUGAGAUAUAUACCUGCCUGGUUCCCUGGCGCAGAUUUCAUUAAAACCUGCCAGGCGUAUAAAAGGAGAGCUGAGGCAUUUAGCGACAUCCCAUACGAGUUCGUCAGGCAGCAGAUGGCUACCGGUGUUUGUGCACCGUCAUUCCUAUCCAAUCUUCUCCGAAAGUGCGAUGUGGAACCAGGGUCCGAAGAAGAAAGGAUCAUCAAAUGGUCGGCUGGGUCACUAUACGCUGGAGGAGCAGACACGACAGUCUCUGCAAUCGCCAGUUUCUUUCUUGCUAUGGCCUUUUACCCUGAGGUGCAACAGAAAGCCCAGCAAGAGCUAGACACGGUGGUUGGGGGUGAGGGCCUCGCGCAAUUUGAAGAUCGAGCGAAGCUUCCAUACAUUAAUGCGCUGGUCAAAGAGGUUCUUCGGUGGCACCCAGUCGUGCCUACAAAUAUACCACACGUAUCAACCCAAAAUGACACUUGCGAAGGGUAUUUCAUUCCCAAGGGAUCAUCGAUUGUGGCCAAUAUCUGGGGCUUUACACACGAUCCGAAUGUCUACUCUGAUCCUAUGGCCUUCAAACCGGAACGUUUCUUGGCUGGUCCAGAUGACCAUGCUCCAGAGCGAGACCCCCACAUGCUUGUCUUUGGAUUUGGCCGUCGAGCUUGCCCGGGACGUACUCUAGCCGACUCCAACAUUUUCCUUACUAUUGCAAGGUCUCUGAAUGUGUUUAAGAUAUCGAAACCGCCGAAAGGUCUAGAAUCUCAAGAUCUCAACGUCAAGUUCCUCCCGGGAGUUAUCAGCCAUCCAGCCCCAUUCAAGCUAUCUAUACAGCCCAGAAGUGCCGCACAUCGGGACUUGAUCCAGUCACUGGAACAAUCUUUCCCGUGGAAAAAGGGCGAUGCUGAAUUCCUCGUGGGUGUACACCACUAG